This is a messenger RNA of Dovyalis caffra, 1680 nucleotides long. The record is from the annotation of a GenBank genome assembly. NCBI's taxonomy places the organism in Eukaryota, Viridiplantae, Streptophyta, Magnoliopsida, Malpighiales, Salicaceae.
AUGGAGAAUAUUAUAGAAGAGGCAAUCUCAGAACCUGUCAGCCCAACAGGACAAUUUUUGAGCAGCUCUGUUUUAUCACUCUGUGUAAUUGGUGUUUUGGAAUCUGAAGUGCCAAUUGAUGACUCUCAAACUAUGCCUUUGCUCAAGACCGUCUUCCUCCCUAUCAACCCACGUUUCUCCUCCAUCAUGGUUACAAAUGAAGAUGGAGAAAAGAGAUGGAAAAGGGUUGAAGUGAGGCUCGAAGACCACAUAAAUGUUCCGAUUUUCGCCUCCGGAAUGUCACCGGAAUUUUACGACGAAUGCCUUGAUGAUUAUCUAUCAAAGAUUGCAAUGGAAAAUUUUCCAGAGAGCAGACCAAAGUGGGAAAUUCAUAUAAUAAAAUACCCCACAAGUCAUGCAGCUGGUAACGUGAUAUUUAAGCUCCAUCACUCACUUGGUGAUGGUUUCUCUCUAAUGGGAGCUCUUCUUUCUUGUUUACAAAGAGCUGAUAACCCUUCUCUUCCCUUGACAUUUCCUUCUAUUCAAUUGCAUACCAAAAAGGAUGGCAAAAAAUUUAGCAUGUGCAGGAUUGUGCCGAAAUUUUUCUCUUCAGUUCUCUACACUGUUUCAGAUUUUUUUUCAAGCAUUACAACGAGUUGCUUGAUUGAGGAUGACAAAACACCAAUCCGAUCCUCGCAAUCUGGAGUAGAGUUUCUGCCUGUUUCUAUAGCAACAAUGACUUUCUCUCUUGAUGAUAUUAAGCAAAUCAAGAGCAAGCUUGGAGUGAUGGUUACAAUAUCAUCUGUACAGAUAUUUAAUACACAAAUAAGACAUAAUCACAGGACAAAAGAUGGUUUUUGUCUUGGAGUUGAUGUCAGAAUUUUUGUCUCGUCACCUCCUGUGAGACCCCUCCUACCUACACUAAAUGAUGUAAUUACUGGGACAAUCUUCUUGGGAACUCGAUUGUACAUGGAAGCAUUGAGCCCAGGAUCCGGUAAAGCAAGCACUACAUCGUUGGUGCUGCUAAACACAAGGAUGUUUGUAGGCUACAAGUCAAUCCAAGAAAUGGUGAAACCUAACGCUGAGUUGCCAUGGGGCAACCAUUUUGCAUUCUUGAAUGUAUCUAUUCCCAAGUUAACAGAUGCUGAGGCUAAAAAUCCUCUCCAAUUUGUACUCAAAGCAAGGCAAAUUAUCAAGAGGAAGAGGAUGAGCUCUUUUGCUGUUUACCUCACCGCUAAGUACCUUCAACUUGUUAAGAAAAUCAAAGGUCCAAAGGGAGCAUCAAAAUACAUCUAUGGCACAAUGAAGAACACAAGCAUGGGGAUCACAAAUGUCAUGGGACCAAUUGAACAGAUGGCCCUAGCUAAUCAUCCUGUUAAAGGACUAUACUUUGUGGUCACAGGAGCACCUCAGACGGUUCGAACCCUUUCUCCCAGCCGAAAAAACUCCCUCGUCGCUCCAUCAGAUCGGUGCGGGUCUCUCGGACCCAAAAAGCCCACCGGGUCCGAAACCGGAUUAACUGAAAUCCGACCCGCACCACGUCGCUUUCUUGUACGAGUCAAAGAGCUUGUUUUUGGUCAAGGCAUGGCUCCUUCUCCUGCACCAGAAGCUCCAUCCAAUGAUGGUAAGGCAAUCGAUCAAGGAAUUGCUUACGCCCUUCUCCUAUUGGCUCUUGCAAUCACAUAUCUUAUACCAGAUUGA